AUGGAAAAGAAAUGUGAUGAUAUCGAAACAAAUAACGACGUUAAAGUACAAAGUCCUCUCCAAUUAUACGAUAAUUUGAAACCAUUAUUGAUUUCUCAAGCACGAGAAUCAUCUCCUUCUGCAACAUAUCAGAAGAAAUAUGUGACGCAGCCACAAACAUAUCAAACUGAACAAUAUCAGACGCAGCCACAGCAAUAUGUAGUUGAAAAGCCAACGCAAGUCAGAUACGUACAAAGACCAGUGACUGUACCACGAAGACAACAACAAGAUCAGGGUCUUCAAGAAGAAGAAGAUUAUGAUCCGAAUCCCUCGUACCAAUUUGGAUUUGACGUGAAGGACGAACUGAACACCAACUAUCAGAACAGAAAGGAACAAAGAGAGGGCAACAAAAUUACAGGAAGUUAUUCAGUAGUCGACUCAGAUGGGUUCAUUCGGACUGUUUCAUACACGGCUGAUCCGAAAGAAGGUUUCAAAGCGGAGGUAUCUCGACAGCCAACGGAUAUAGUAGUGAAAGUACCCAAACCACUACCACAGUUUCAAACACCAAAACAAAGAGUACAAUAUGUUCAGGAGACAGCACCUCAAAGAAGUCCAGCUCCAGACCACAGACAGCCAGCCAAUAUAAUUUACCAAUAUCAGUAA
Diorhabda sublineata is the source of this 642-nucleotide messenger RNA. RefSeq lists its product as uncharacterized. The transcript is spliced from 5 exons. The record is from RefSeq and is a predicted model, not a curated record. Bases 1 to 642 code for a protein of 213 amino acids. Lineage: Eukaryota; Metazoa; Arthropoda; Insecta; Coleoptera; Chrysomelidae. Gene Ontology annotation, cellular component: extracellular matrix.